Molecule: messenger RNA, 1753 nt
Organism: Polypterus senegalus (gray bichir)
Lineage: Eukaryota; Metazoa; Chordata; Cladistia; Polypteriformes; Polypteridae
Gene: sdr39u1
Product: short chain dehydrogenase/reductase family 39U, member 1
Exons: 6
Coding region: 151-1044 (297 amino acids)
Source: RefSeq, a predicted model, not a curated record
UGUGAUGAUGUAAAUAAAUAAUUCCUUGUUCCCAUCUACGGAAGCAUAUGAAGAUACAUUUAUUAUACAACCUCGUGCAUAACUCCAGAUGUGAUUUUCCAACACAUUCCGAAGCAAGUUAUAUACUUUCGGAUAGGUAUAGUUUACGUUAUGAAAGUCUUGAUAGGCGGUGGAUCGGGCUUUAUUGGUAAAGCCUUAACAAAUUUGCUGCGGGGCAAAGGACAUGAGGUCACAAUUAUUUCUCGUAAACCUGGGCCUGGACAAAUUACUUGGGAUGAUGUAGCUUUCAAAGGCUUGCCACCAUGUGAUGGUGUAGUUAAUCUUGCAGGGGAGAAUCUUAUGAACCCUCUGCGGUGGUGGAAUGACGAAUUUAAGAAAGAUUUAAUUUCAAGUCGUUUGAACACCACAAAGACUCUUGUGAAAGCAAUGGUAGCUUCUGAUAAGCUCCCCAAUUCUUGGGUCCUUGUCACAGGAGUGGGGUACUAUAAACCAAGUGAAACACUUGAAUACACAGAGGACAGUGAAGGUGGUGACUUUGACUUCCUUUCUCAACUGGUGACAGAGUGGGAAGCUGCUGGUAGAUUACCAGAGGACCAAGCCAAAAGUGUCCGUCAAGUUGUAAUUCGAUCUGGAAUAGUGUUGGGUAAAGAUGGUGGUGCCAUGAAACAGAUGAUCUGGCCAUUCUGGUUAGGGUUAGGAGGCAUACUAGGAACUGGGCAUCAACCUUUUCCAUGGAUUCAUGUGGCUGACAUGGCAGGCAUCAUCCUUCAUUGUUUGGAACCAAAGUACAAUGUCAGUGGAAUAUUAAAUGGUGUGGCCCCGGCCACUGAUACUAAUGCUGUUUUUACACACGCACUUGGUACAGUUCUCAGACGUCCCACAAUUUUCCCUGUUCCAUCAUUUGCUAUUAAUGCAAUUUUUGGUAAUGAAAGAGGUUCUGUUCUUUUGCAUGGACAGAAAGUCAUACCCAGGAGGACACUGGAAUCGGGCUAUGUUUAUAAAUAUCCUGAAUUGCAGCCUGCCUUAAAGAACAUUGUGUAUUAGUAAUUAAAGUGAUAGACAGCCUUAAAAAUACAAUGAAUUAUGGACUGUUUUAAAGAGCAUUGUGUCUUUAAGUGGAACAGCACUUUAAUCCUUUAUGGUAGAGAAUCUGAGAAAACUUCUGCAACUUUGCAAAUUAUGUCUCAAGUUAAAUUGUUUCAGGUUGUAUUUAACUGGUGUUCACAAACAUUCUGUUUUAAAAUCACUAAAAGUGAACUGAUCAAGGGCAGCACAAGCACUGGCUGUUUUAAUCUUUUACCUAAAUAUCAACAAGAUGAAGUAAAAUAUGACAUGCAUAUUAAUCAGCUUUAAACUGUUACUUAUGUAUUAUAAGAAUAGAAAUGCUUGCCAGUUCCCUCUGUGCACACACUGGGUUAUUUGGUAGCUGUAAAUUGGCUGGAGUGAGUGAGUUUACCCUACAUAACAUUAUGGGUUGGUUGUAGCAACACCACUAUCCUUUUAAAAUGAAUUAGUAUAACAAAAGUUAUUUCACAGAACACAAGUAUUCUGAAAAUUCCUGAAAAGGUGCAACUCAGAGGGUGCUCUUAAAAAUGUUGUAACAAUCUACAACGUCCUUCUUUGUAUUGUUGUUCCUACUUAUCAAAAUAUGAGUACUAUUAAAUGAGUAAAAGUCAAGUGUUAUCACAGUUACAACCCAACAGCAUCUUCUUGGCUUCUCCUACACCAAGAAUAAAUACCUCAGUGAUCAACA